Messenger RNA from Talaromyces proteolyticus, 1602 nucleotides. Its product is annotated as major facilitator superfamily domain-containing protein. Gene Ontology annotation, biological process: transmembrane transport. Lineage: Eukaryota; Fungi; Ascomycota; Eurotiomycetes; Eurotiales; Trichocomaceae. Bases 1 to 1602 code for a protein of 533 amino acids. The transcript is spliced from 5 exons. Gene Ontology annotation, molecular function: transmembrane transporter activity. The record is from RefSeq and is a predicted model, not a curated record.
AUGCGAGGAUUUCGAUUCCGUAGAACUGGCAUCCCAGAGGCGGUCGAACCCCCAAUAGAGGCGACAGCCGAGGAAAAUACAGCUGCAGAAUCCAAGUUGGAGUUUGACGACAGCAACUCAAUCGACCGAAACGCGCAGCACGGUGUUCGAAGCGCCCAGGCAGUCAUUCAGGUCUGGACUCGCAACCAGCUCUUUUUGCCUAUGCUAAGUAUGACCCUACUAUACCCCUCAGAUGAUAUCUGGUUCAUCGAAUUUAUCCUAGCGUAUUCUUCCGGGGUAACAGGCACUCUUAUCCCUUAUGUCACCAGCUCCUUCGAGGCCCAUUCGCUAACUGCAUUAGCCUCGCUGAUUGAUAUAUGGGGCCGUCCUCAAGGCUUUGCACUCGUUGUCUCGUGCAUGACACUAGGGUUCAUCAUGAUGACUGCCUGCAAUAAUGUGAAAAUUUAUUGUGCCGCCCAGGUAUUUUACCUUACUGGCUACAACUGUAUCGAUUUUUGUUUGACUAUAUUGAUCACCGAAACCACCUCCUCGCUGCGGAACCGGGCCUUGGUGAUCGCUUUUACCGCAUCACCAUGGAUUGCUACCGUUUGGGUGUAUGGUCCCACAGCUCAAUGUAUUCUUGCCACCAUGGGUUUUCGUUGGAGCUUUUGUAUAUGGGCCAUAGUAGUCCCCGUAGUUUGCAGCCCGCUCUUUGGUUUAUUCUACUACAACCGGCGCAAGGCUGAGAAGGCAGGGAUAUUGAGCGCCACGCCAAGUGGCCGCACCUUUACUGAGAGCCCUCAUGAGUGGAAAUCACCAUUGAUUAUCUGCUUCAUUAUAUUUGGUGGGCUACUAAUAAUAUCCUUCGCCCUAUACGAAAGAUACCUAGCACCAGUGACAUUUAUUCCAUGGGCUUUACUGAAUGGCCGCACCGUUUUCUUCACUUUUACGAUGAUUGCCAGUCUGUACACAGCGUGGUACAUAUGGGACACCUACUUUUACUCCCUUCUUGUCGUUGUCUUCGACCAGAGCGUUACACACGCUACCUAUAUUCAAAAUAUUUACACUGUCGGUUCAACAUUUUGGUCUUUGAUCAUGGGCGUGAUAAUCCACUACAACGGGAGGCUAAAAUGGCAAGUUCUCUACUUUGGUGUGCCCAAUACGAUUCUUGGUGUCUGUCUCAUGAUCAAAUUCCGACUACUUGACAUCAACAUCGGUUAUAUAAUCAUGUGUCAGAUAUUUGUAGCAUUUGGUGGAGGCACGCUGGUCAUUUGUGAGCAAAUGACUGUCAUGUCAGUCACCACGCAGGCACUGAUCCCCUCUAUUCUGUCAAUGGAAGGUAUGAUGAGCUCAAUUGGUAAUGCGGUUGGUUUUACGAUCGCCGAGGCAACCUGGAGUAAAAAGUUAGAGGAUCUCUCCAAAAUCUAUGAGUCCAUUACAGUGCAAUCAUCUUAUCCAGUCGGCAGCCAGGCCCGUGAUGCAAUAAACCAUGCCUAUGUGGACACGCAGAAACUAAUGCUGAUUGCGGCUACAUGCCUAUACAGCAUCACCUUGAUCUCGGUACUCUUACGGAAAGACAUUAAUGUUAAAAAUAUCAAGCAAACUCAGGGUCUCAUUUUUUGA